CUACUUAUUCGCAGACGGCGUGAUAACUCCCAACAAGUUCCAGAAACAGUUGCAGGAGUUACUGGAGAAUGAGGUUUACUUCCCCGACAUAUCUGUCAGCCGCCCGUCUUCCAGGGUGCACUGGGCGAUACGGGUACCAAACGACGAGGAGCAAAGCAUAUACGUGUGGCUGGACGCUCUCAUCAACUACCUAACUGCUAUCGGGUAUCCUGAUGAGGACGCCAUGAUACGGCGCGGCCGGCCCUGGCCUGCUGACGUGCACGUAGUAGGGAAGGAUAUACUCAAGUUCCACGGCAUCUACUGGCCGGCCUUCUUAAUGGCCACAAGCUGGCCGCCGCCGCGCCGCCUCGUCUGCCACUCGCACUGGACGGUAGACGGAAGCAAGAUGUCCAAGUCUUUAGGCAAUGUGGUGGACCCCAGGAGGACCCCUGUGAAUCCCUCUGCGUUGAGAUAUCUACUGUUGAGGGAAGCUACCAUGGCUAGUGACGCUAACUACAGCGAAACCAAGCUAAUAAACGUAGCCAACUCCGAGCUAGCCGAUACGCUAGGCAACCUGGCGUCCCGUUGUUGCGGCGCGUCCCUCAACCCGCGACAAGAGUUCCCUCCAUUACACGUGCACGAACUUGCAACGUGUCGGCAAGUUGACGUCACUGCGAAUCUUCUAGACCGAGUAGAGAGAUUGCCUGAAAUCUGCCACGAGCACUACACAAACUACCAGUUCUACAAAGCCGUAGACGCGGUCAUACACACGCUACACCUCGCCAAUCUCUUCUUCGAGACGCACAAACCGUGGGAACUCCGAAAACAAGUGGAGAACCAGAAACACCUCGACGUCAUCCUACACAUCACCAUGGAAACGCUACGAAUAUGCGGAAUAAUACUCCAACCGAUAAUACCUGAUAUGUCCCAAAAACUACUCGAUAAACUACAAAUACCGAAGGAUUCCAGAAACUGGCAACACUGCGAGCGGCCAUCUUGGAGCAUAGAGGACGCGAUAUACGAAACGAAAUACAUACAGAAUGGCAAGUUUGUGCUGUUUCAGAGAGUUUAUGUGGAUAAGAAUAAUGUGCAGAAGAAAAAGGCGAAAGCGUAGGACUUGUAAUGUGGCAAUUUGUUUGGGUGGAAUAACUGAAACAAGAAAUAAUGUAGUUCCUACGUUAUGUUUUAACUUGAUGCCUUGUUUUCAGGUCUAAAAUGGAAUCGAAAACUAUUUUGAAACUGUUUGCGAUACAUUUUUUUGCCAAUUAUGUCUUCUCCAUCAAUCAUCGUGUUUAGCAAAAUUAAAUGCAUCAAUCAAGCUGAAUAAUUUGUAACUAAAAUUUUAUUUUAUGUAUUAUGUAUUGGAAUGUCUCACACUAUAGAAUGUCUCUAUGGAAGUUAAUUUUGAAAUUAAAUAAUCUAAAAAAUCAAUGACAAAAGAUUGCCAUUGUUACUUUAUGAAAGCCACGCUCAAUAUUUUAAGACGUAUUGGUGCAAUUUAUAUAUUUUAUUAUGUCGGUUAUAAAAAGUAGAAUAUUAAAAUAUAUCCACUUUUAAAUAUUUCACUACCCUACUAGUGCUUUCAUUAAUUUUAAGGAAGGUGUUUUGUUCUACUAUUUUUUGUUGUUUUAUAAUACUGUUCCUGAUUGUUCUUAAAUACCAUACAUAUCAUACAUUUCCAUUAGUUGUUCCAUUAAAGCUGGCACGAAUUGUAUAAAUGAAAUUAUUAUACUCUCUGCUGCUAUUCGUGUGAAGAUAGCUUAUGCUUCAACCACAACAACGCGUGCAAAUCGCCAUCGCCGCCGGCGCGAUCAUAGGGAAAUGACAGGUUUUUAAUCGCGCCGGCGAAGCUUUAGAUAACAGGUUUUAGCAGCCUUUCACAAAGAAAACUAUUAAGUUGAAAAAUGUACGGACUUGGCAUGUUCAUAGAAGAAACUGCAUAUUUUUGUGGGUAUAAAAUUGAACACAAGUAUGUUAAUAAUAAAGGUAGGGGUUUUUAAUAUUUAUAAUACCUUGCUUUACUUUUCUUUGGCUCGUUUCGUGCCAGCUCUAAUAAAAUAGUAUUUAGUCACGUGUAAAUAAGGGUCAAAUCAUUUCAGAAAUACAGUAACUAUCUCGUUUUAUCGUGGUAAGACUUCAAGUGGUGCAUUUUUGUGUAGUUCAAAUCUCUAGUUCGUAGGUUAGUUUGUGUUCGACUGAUGUUAUUUAUAUUUUGAGAUUAAAUAUUGUUAAAGUUUUAUUUGUU
Ostrinia furnacalis (Asian corn borer) is the source of this 2224-nucleotide messenger RNA. RefSeq names its product methionine--tRNA ligase, mitochondrial-like. The annotation marks the transcript as partial. Gene Ontology annotation, biological process: methionyl-tRNA aminoacylation. Lineage: Eukaryota; Metazoa; Arthropoda; Insecta; Lepidoptera; Crambidae. Gene Ontology annotation, molecular function: methionine-tRNA ligase activity; ATP binding. The transcript is spliced from 5 exons. The record is from RefSeq and is a predicted model, not a curated record.